Molecule: messenger RNA, 1177 nt
Organism: Mya arenaria
Lineage: Eukaryota; Metazoa; Mollusca; Bivalvia; Myida; Myidae
Exons: 2
Coding region: 1-1059 (352 amino acids)
Source: RefSeq, a predicted model, not a curated record
AUGUAUAAGGGUAGAGAAUUAGACAUAGUGGAUAGAUUUACUUACCUUGGUAUAGUUUUCACACCUGGAGGUUCUUUUUCAAAAACCUUUGAUGCUUUGUCAGGACAAGCACUUAAGGCGGUUUUCAGGCUUAAAAGUUGUAUAUCUAAAUAUCCUUGCAUUUCAAUCAAGCAUAGAUUGGAUCUUUUCGAUAAACUUAUUUAUCCAGUCUUGAGUUACGGAUCGGAAAUAUGGGGUCUUAGUAACAGUCUUCAAAUUGAACGAAUACACUUACGUUUUUGUAAAGAAUUGUUAGGAGUGCGAUUACAGACCCAAAAUAAUUUUGUUUAUGGUGAACUUGGGAGAACCUCAUUAUUAUGUAAAAGGUCGAUUAAUGUCAUAAGAUAUUGGUUAAAGAUUGUAACAAUGGACACUGUAAAAUAUGUUAAACUUAUGUAUGAUAAACUUUGUAUGCACUUAGAGGAAAAUCCACAUUUCAAGUCCUGGGCUUACAAUGUAAGACAGUUGUUACAAGCAUUAGGUUUUAAUGAUGUAUGGCUUAGUCAAGGUGUUGGUGACAUAAAUUUGUUUCUCAAUAUGUUUAAAAGAAGGGCUACUGAUAAUUAUAUACAAAGGGCUUGGUUCACGAAAGCUAAGUCUGAGCUCAGAGAGUCUAGUAGAGCUCGAAAUUACGUGCAUGUGUCGUUUUUUGAAUUACAACCCUAUUUGUGUAAUGUAAAUAUAACAAAAUAUAGAUAUGCAUUGUCUAGGUUAAGAAUGUCAAGUCAUAUGUUGAGCAUCGAAACAGGUAGAUGGCAUAAACCAACAGCAACACCUUAUAAUGAAAGAACAUGCUUAUUUUGUAACACUCUUGAAGACAAAUACCACUUUUUACUUGAAUGUCAAUUGUAUGCUGAACUACGAGAAAUGUAUAUCAAACCAUAUUACUUUAAAAGACGGAAUAUGUUUAAGUUUAUUGAGUUGAUGACCUCUCAGAAAGCUGUUGUGAAUAGAAAUUUAGCGAUGUAUGUGUAUAAAGCGUUUGAAUUACGAAAGACGUUUCAUAUGUAUUAUGAGUAAAAAACAUAUCCUCUUCGCUGUUAAUACAUCAUGUCUUACGACCUAUGACUUAUUUUGCAAUUAAUGUACGUUUUAUAAUAUGUAUACUCAUGGACAUAUUGUCUAUUGUAUUAUGAAA